Pyricularia oryzae 70-15 is the source of this 543-nucleotide messenger RNA. RefSeq lists its product as uncharacterized. Lineage: Eukaryota; Fungi; Ascomycota; Sordariomycetes; Magnaporthales; Pyriculariaceae. The coding region runs from base 1 to 543 and encodes 180 amino acids. The record is from RefSeq and is a predicted model, not a curated record. The transcript has 5 exons.
AUGAAGGCCUUUUGCCUGCCAGGCAACGCCGGAGGAGAUGCGGCAUUUCCAACCGAUCCAGGGAUGUUGGAUUUCAGUGCACUCUACUAUGGUACAGAUUACCUGGAGCCCGCUGGCCCCGCAAACCAGGUACCUUCUCCGCGAUUGCACCCGCGGUUCGGGCGCAACGACUCGUGCUGGUCCCACGUUUGCCCCAACUCUGGGUGUUACCGCAUGUCAUGCAGGCCUGCCAAGACCUGCCUGUUGGUUCAAGCCUGUCUUCUCAUCUGUCAUUUGUCCAUGAAUACUAGCUUGGUGCUUCUUUCGGACCACAUGGCGCCGACAUCCCCCACAUGGAGAGACGGCACUUACUAUUCUGCCGAAUCGGGUACCUGCUGCGAAGUAGACCUACUCUCCCAACCACGAGCCGGGGGAUUCUCUCCGACCAAGAGCUGUAGAGUCCCACUCUCCGCCACGCCCGAUGUCGACGCUGUCGGGCCGAACUCUUUUGGGGCCAUGCCGCGGUCGAACGCCUCCUGGACGACACCGACGACUGUUCAGUAA